This is a messenger RNA of Linum tenue, 3500 nucleotides long. Lineage: Eukaryota; Viridiplantae; Streptophyta; Magnoliopsida; Malpighiales; Linaceae. The record is from the annotation of a GenBank genome assembly.
UCGUCGUCAAUCUCGGGCCUUUUUUUUCUUUUUCUCUUUUCCCUGUCCACACGGUUUUACCUAGCGAAGCACAGCAGCGCCAAAUUCCAUGGCUUUUUCGUCAGCCUCCAGCUCGCAGGUGCUGCUGCUUCACCAUCCCAAUCCCACGCGCUUGCUUCUUCCGAUUCCCCACGCGCGCGGCGCGAAUGUGCCCAGGCGGCUCCCGCUCCGUCUUCGACUCCGCUCCUCGUCAUGCCAUUUCCCGCCAAUUCGACCGUCUUAUGCUGCCACGCGGAGGACGGAAGGCAUUGCCACGAUUCCUUUUGCGAACGUUACCGGAUCGGCGUCUGACCCGAUUGUGAACGAGCCGGAACAUAAGUCCGACGUAUCGGAUGCCGACGGCGACGAGGAGUGGUCGUCGAAGAAACUGGUAACGUGGGGGCUUCUGUGGAGUCUGAUGCUUAGGCAUAAGUUGAGAAUUGGAAUUUCGGUUCUCUCGCUUGUUGGCUGCACUACUUGCACCCUCUCCAUGCCCAUUUUCUCAGGGCGAUUCUUUGAAGUGCUUGUGGGUGUGAGGCAGGAGCCUCUGUGGAGGCUGCUAGCUAAAGUUGGACUUGCCUACGCCAUGGAACCAAUUUUCACUGUACUGUAUGUUGUUAACAUGAACGUUGUGUGGGAGAGUGUUAUGUCGACGCUUAGAGCUCAGAUUUUCAGGAGAGUUCUGAUUCAAAAGGUGGAGUUUUUCGAUCGGUACAAGGUUGGUGAAAUCAGUGCAUUGCUGACAAAUGAUUUGGGAUCUCUUAAAGAUAUCGUGAGUGAGAAUGUUUCAAGGGAUCGUGGGUUUAGGGCACUUUCUGAGAUCCUUGGGACUGUUACCAUCUUAUUCACCUUGGCUCCCCAGCUGGCUCCAAUUUUGGGCAUCCUGAUGCUUUCAAUUUCAGUUUUAGUUGGUAAGCAAACUUAAACUGAUGGUUUGAUAUUCGUCAAUGAAACAUACAUGUGUAGUGACAAGGGGUAGAAGUUUUCGCUCACAGUCUUGCUAUCCAUACUGUUUACAGAGUAAUGGGUGUGCCUUGACAACUUAGAGGUUUCCUUAGUCUUGUUGGAUCCUCAAAUAUCCCUGCAGGAAAUGCUGUUGCUUAUUUCAUUCUUUAUGCAUUUCCCCCGAUUGGUGAUUGGUUUUUGUUGCUUUGAAGCUGUGUACAAGCGAUCAACUAUACCUGUUUUCAGAGCUCAUGGAAUGGCUCAAGCAUCCAUGUCUGACUGUGUAUCAGAAACUUUUUCUGCUAUUCGUACUGUAAGAUCUUUCAGUGGUGAACAUCGCCAAAUGUCCAUGUUUGGUAACCAGGUUCUUGCUUACCGGCGUAGUGGCAUAAGGCUUGGGAUGUUUAAAUCACUAAAUGAGUCAGUGACGAGAGUUGCUGUUUACAUCUCACUGAUUGCUUUAUAUUGUCUUGGAGGAAGUAAAGUGAAAGCUGGUGAAAUUUCUGUUGGGACUUUUGCUUCUUUUAUUGGGUACACUUUCACACUGACAUUUGCUGUUCAAGGCCUGGUCAAUACAUCUGGGGAUCUUCGUGCAACUCUUGCUGCCGUCGAAAGAAUCAAUUCCAUUCUCUCUGGAGUAGAGGUUGAUGAAACCCUUGCCUAUGGUCUAGAAAGGGAAAUCCAGGGAAAAGAACAUACAGACGAGGCAAUAAAAUUGUUCUCCGACAAUGGUCACAGCGGGAAGAGCACCCGUAACGUGCAUUACAUGUCAGCCUUAAAAUCAGCUAACAACCUAUCCAACCUUGUUUGGUCUGCUGACAUUUGUCUCGAAGAUGUGCAUUUCUCCUAUCCCCUGAGACCUGAUGUGGAAAUUCUACGUGGUCUCGACUUGACUCUGAAGUGUGGUACCGUGACUGCUCUAGUUGGUCCAAGUGGUGCAGGGAAAAGCACAAUAGUUCAGCUACUAUCCCGAUUCUAUGAGCCAACCAAAGGUCGAAUAACAGUUGCCGGAGAAGAUAUCAGGACAUUUGAAAAGACAGAGUGGGCUCGUGUGGUCUCCAUAGUAAACCAAGAACCGGUUCUUUUUUCGGUAUCGGUUGGGGAGAAUAUUGCAUACGGGCUUCCUGAUGAAAAUGUGUCCAAAGAUGACAUCAUAAAGGCUGCCAAAGCUGCAAAUGCACACGAGUUCAUAGUUUCACUGCCACAGGGUUAUGACACUCUUGUUGGUGAGCGUGGAGGCUUGCUGAGUGGAGGGCAGAGACAGAGGAUUGCUAUUGCUAGAGCUCUGCUGAAGAAUGCCCCAAUCCUUAUCCUUGAUGAGGCAACCAGUGCACUAGAUGCAGUUAGCGAACGCCUAGUCCAGGACGCACUCAACCAUCUAAUGAAAGGCAGGACGACAAUGGUGAUUGCUCACAGAUUAAGCACGGUUCAGAACGCACACCAGAUUGCAGUUGUUUCUGAUGGAAGGAUUGCAGAACUUGGGAGCCAUUUGCAGUUGCUUGCCGAAAAGGGUAGAUAUGCUACACUAGUCGGCACUCAAAGACUGGCUUUCGAAUGAUUCACCAGUCCAUUUUAACCUGUUUAACUUCCAUAGCAUAAAUAGGACCACGGCCUUAUGUCAAUUGACAAUGAUGAGUUCUUGGACACGAGUUUUCUCCUUUACACUCAUGCAUUGAGUAGUUUGGUAGCUGUGGAUUUUUCUCAGCGACUCUCCAUAAUACAUAGUUUCUUCCUAUUCAAUUGAAAUUACAGCAUUGAGAAUGGCGAGGCAUUCAGUGGUUGGACUAAGAAAAGUGUUCAUGAAAACAUCAAUGAUUUGAUAAACUGAAGCCACCCCAACUAAUCUGCAUUUCCAUUCCUUGUCCAAUUUCUCCCCUUCUCCACUUCGGAUGCUUCCUCUCAGUUCCUCUGAAGUUAGAACCGUCUUCACCAGCAGUGGAGCUCUGUAUAAACUGCCAGCAGAUAACCAGAAAUCGGGAACAAAUUCCAGAUCCACCUUUCCAGAAUCCGGGUGAAUCCUGCCCCGGAAUGCUUCCGGGACUAUAUCGAUCUUCAGGCCUGGUGGCAAUGGUAAUGGCAAGAGCCUGGUGGUCUCACUCGUCAGUGGUGGAAUGUACAGAGUUUCAGGUCGAAUGAUACUGAUAUGGUCACCAUCUUUUGUACCAAUUCCAGUUCCUGUGCCCCUUUGGCAUUGCAGUGGAAACCAGGAUAUCUGGGAGAUCCCAAGCUUGCAAACUUCCAGAGUUUUGAAGCUGAUACUGUAAGCAUGGGAGUUCGGAAGUUUGGUUUUGCUGAUGGAUGCCUGCUGUUUUGGGUUUGAAGAAGAGGAGGAAACUGCUGUAUUUCUGAAACUGGGUCUUAAAAUUGAGGACUGCCAUUGGAGAGUUUAAAGUGUUGAUCUUGCAACCCAUCUGUAACUGUUUUUCUGAGUGCUGAAGGUAAAACUGGAAAUGGAGAGAAUUGGAGUACUUGGUGGGUGAUGAUGCUGAUGAGUGGAUUAGAUAAGAUAACUCAAAUGAGUUGCCAUGAUAACUCAA